Mobula hypostoma (lesser devil ray) is the source of this 5969-nucleotide messenger RNA. RefSeq names its product inositol-3-phosphate synthase 1-A-like. Bases 4198 to 5670 code for a protein of 490 amino acids. The transcript has 10 exons. The record is from RefSeq and is a predicted model, not a curated record. NCBI's taxonomy places the organism in Eukaryota, Metazoa, Chordata, Chondrichthyes, Myliobatiformes, Myliobatidae. Gene Ontology annotation, molecular function: inositol-3-phosphate synthase activity. Gene Ontology annotation, cellular component: cytoplasm. Gene Ontology annotation, biological process: phospholipid biosynthetic process; inositol biosynthetic process.
CUGUGAGCUGGAUUGUCAGCAAGGUGAGUAUUGUGGUGACAUCCCAGUCUCUUUAAACUUGUACAUGGGAUUCAAUUGAUAACAGAUCCUUGUCCUGAACAGGACUAAUUUCUAGAUCUUUUGAGUGCCACAUUUCAUCUUGUGCACAAGACUAGCUGCAAUAGCGUUCAAUAUCUUAAGAUUUGGUUGUGUGGGACGUGAAGGAACUCUGCUGCUUAUUCAUUCUUCUCGUUCUUUUUUUUAAAAAAAAAAAUGGGUUUUGCCUUUUGACUUCUACUCCUUGGCCCAAAGAGUUGGGGUUUUGAGUUUCGUUGUCUACUUUCAAAGCACCCCUACUUUGUUUCUGAAUUCCAAUCCAAUUGCUCAUCUUAACUUAAGAAACCUAACCUACUACUUAAAAUGCUGUGAGGAAUGAUAUUAAGAGUUGCUUUUAUUGGCUGAACAAACAGCAAGGAUAAGGGUGACUAGAUGAAGGUUUUCUGUCAUUAUUUUUGGUUGGAAUCUAUGAAGUGAUUUGUUUUAGACAGUUUUCCUAACUGCAGGUUACAAAUGUAUAUAAUCAAGUGAUUGAAGCUCUUAAUUUAUUUGCAGUGUAGAUGGUCACUUAGCUCAGUAAGUCUACGCCCUCUCGGAGCAAUCCCGUCUUCCUAUCUUUCAUUCUACUCACCUACACUAAAGAUCAUUUACAGUAGGCAAUUAACAUAUCUUAAUGUGGGGGGGGGGGGGAAACUGCAGCACCAAGGUGCAAUUUGUGUGGUCAUGGGAAAUGCAUGCAAAUUCCAUGCAUUCAGCAGUCAAAGUCAUCAAAUGUCAGGUUGCUGGAACUGUGAGACAGUGGCACUGCUGGCUGCCCAAUUCUGCCUCUCUCCGUGAAUCAAAGGAAAACCAAGUUAGCCCAAGCUUCUGAUAAUUAUCUUUUUUUCCUUCUUCCUUUCCUCGUAUCCUCUGAACUUCACACCCAAAUUUCCCUGUGGAUGCUGGCUGAUCCUACAAAUGAAACUCCAGACUGUUUAUUGUUGAGGUUUGUACAUUAAGAAUGAUUAGUUAAUUAAAAUGCUAUAAAUCUACACAGACACCUCUUAAACUAUGCUCUAUCAAGAACAGCAGAAAUUCCAGCCCAUGGAAUCGAAGAAGCUGUUUGUGCACAUUUUAGUAAAACUAAAAUUGACUUGUAAACGAAAUGAUGGAACGGUUAUUUGCUCACUCAGUGCUGGGGGUGGUGGGGAAGAAGGGGCGUGAAUAUUAGGCAAUAUAAUAUUUUGGCUUUAAUCAGAUACCUAUUUGACCAUGACAGCUUGAGCCAAAACCAGACAAAGAAUUCAUCAUGGGAAGUGUGGUGUGGAUAUUGUCUGUUUAUCACUGAUAAUGCUGAUACUAGUUUGCGGAUCAGAUGCGCUUUUCUUUUUCAGUGUGAUCCUGGUGAUCUCAAGUGGAAGAAUUACUGGAAAACCAGUGUGUUGCUGGGUGAGGGUGUUAAACAUUACCUAGCUGGAGUUUUGAAUUAGCAGCAUUCUGUUUUGGAGCAGAAUCUUAAUGCAAAGGAUAAGGUCAUUUUGCCCAUUGAGCCUCUGCUUGGAUCUUCAAUAGUAUCCAUUCCCAUUUCCCAGUGGCUUAGCUACAGUCCUCUCAAAAAAAAAAGGCUUAUUACAGGGGUCAAGUGUCUGAUUUCAGAAUAUGGCAGAGAAAAAGAGCUUUUGAUCCAAACAGCUGUUUCUCUCUUACUUGAGAGGGAAAAAGUGACACAAAGAAGCAAACUCAAUUUCUAAUUACACUGGACAACAAAUAUUUUUGAAAGUGCUGCUUCCUCGGAUUUUUUUUUUUGUUUAUGAUAGACCACUUGAAGCCGAACAAAAAUAUAAUUUCAGACUACUUGUAUCACGUAUGAAUUUGGCGAAACAAGAAAUUAACUUUAAUUGAAAGUAAUGCGUUUAAUUGUACAAUGGUGCUGAAGCUUUGCGAUAGUUCAAUGAAACUAAAUGAGUAGUUGAUUAUUUUCAUUUAUACUCUAAGUCUGAGGCUUCUCGCUUAAGUGCCCAACAAUAAUCAGCCAGCAUUGAUGGAUUCCAGUUGCCCUGAUGCAGUUUCUCCACGACCGCAAUGUUCUGGUGAAACUUCUCGCCAUGCUCGUCACUGACAGUGCCAAGAUUUGCAGGGAAGAAGUCUAAAUGGGAAUGCAAAAAAUUAAUCUUCGGUGAUAUGUUGCACUUCAUGGUUUUGUAUGCUUGAAGUAUGUUGUAAACCAGCUGCACGUAGUUUGGUGCCAUUCGUUGCCAGGAAAAUUUUCAAUGAUUUUCUUUCUUCUUGAAUGCCUUCCAUGUGAUUUUUCUCAGGUCCCACUAAAGUUCUUUGAAUUGCCUGUCAUUGAUGACUUGUUUCCUUUGAUCAAGGAAAUGCCUUCCUUUACCUUGGCACCAGUUAUUCUGGUAAUCACCUGUCUCAAGUAUUGGAAUCCUUCAUGGAAAUUUAUGGCCUUUCUAAAACCAUUUGUGUCAUGCAUGCAGUAUCCGCCCUGCCUAAGCAUGCCAGGACAAGAUAGAAAACUUUUUAGCUUGCAUUGCGGGCAGCAUUUUAAUUGACUUGGAUUAUGAAUUGAAAUUACGAAUGUGUAGGAUUUUUUUUUAAAAAAGGGUCUCUGAUAGGGAAAUUUCAUAGUGGUUUUUUUUCAUGAUCAGCAGCAUAAAAUUCAUAAAAUACACCCAAAAGUAUUCAGGGAGCAAAAUCUUUGUUGUCCAGUGUUAUUUGAAGCAGUAAUUGCUGUAAUAGCCCAGACCACUAAAAUUUGAGUGCAUCCCCAAUAACUUUGUUUUCACAAUAGGAAUUGUUGCAAACUUCAUUUACUACCCAUGCAGCCUUUACAGAUGCACAAGGCUGCAAUAUGUAAAGAGUAAUUAGCUGAAAGAUUAACCAUCACCUUUUGUCAUGAUAUGUCAGAAGUUGUUUCCCAUGCUGUAGGUCAGUAAAAUGGAGGCCCACCAGCCAGUCAGAACCUUUAAAAGCUUAAUUUUUAAUCUCUGACCAAAUUCACAGCAGAACAACAGUGGAAACCCUGGUUAGUACAGAAUGGUUUUACAAAAAUAAUCCAACAUGUUAAGUGUGUGUUUUGAAUAUUUUUAACCGAGCCUUUAGAAUGUACCAUGGUACUUUAAUUCUCUUAUACAGUGAAGGAAUAACAUGCUUGAAAUUGCUUCAUAUCAGCUUCUUUGUUUGAAUGGCCAGAUCACAGCUGCCUUUUCAUUCAAUCACUUAGGAAUGACUACUUGGGCGUCCAUUGGUUUUGAUGGCGUAUCAGUUGCCUGUUCGAAGCAGAACUCUGAACACUGCAUCUACAAAUGUGUUUAAUACUUGAUGUUUUGAAGUUGUGUACAAUAUGUUAAAUUGCUUUCCUCUGAGAAGCUGGUUCCUUCCAAACUGAAUAGAUAAAGCACAUUGUGUUGAUGUUUAUCUGUUCUGCUCUCAGGUGGAUUAAAAGAUCCCACGACGCUAUUUUGAAGAAGAGCAGGGAAAUUAAUCCCGGUAUCCAGGUCAAUAUUUAUCCCUCAACAAAUGCCUUUUUGUAAAAAGUUAUCUGGUCAUUAUUGAACACUGGCACUUGUUGUAUUAACUAUAUUACAUCAGCGAAUACACUUUUUAAAAAAAAGAACUUCAUUGGUUAUAAUGCACUUUGUAAAUGUACUGAGAUCAUGAAAGAUGCAGUAUAAUUGCAAGCCUUUUGUGUAUUUCCAAACAGGAAAAUAUAAAUAAAUUCCCAUAUUGGUCAGCCCUAAAACCAUUAUAGGUUAUUACAUUUUAUUUAAAAACAAAGAGCACUGCUUCCUUGGUCAGAAGAUUCCAGUUAGAUUAUAAGCUAUCUUUCAGUGAUCUAAAUUCUGGACCCAUUCAAACAGAAAAUGGUCAGUCGUGAACAGCCACUUGGAGCAACCUGAAUGCCAGUAUUUCUUCUCCAUAAUAAUCUGCAAACCAAAUAUGGUUGUUUUAUUUUCCUGUUAUACUUUGGCUACAUUUAACUUAUUAAGCACAUGUCCUGUUGUGGUUAAUGCUGCUUGUGACAUUUCUAGGUAAAAUAAAGUCGUUUGAUCCCGAACGUUAAGGUGACAGGAUCAUAAAUCGUGUCUGACUAUGUUUUGGUAGCAAUGGGUGAAGCCAUGUUCAACCAAAUUCACCUUCCGCACAGAGAGAAAGGUGCCAAAACUUGGUGUGAUGCUGGUCGGAUGGGGCGGUAAUAAUGGCACUACCGUUACGGCAGCGGUUCUGGCCAACAAGUUGGGACUUCACUGGAUGACCAAGACAGGAAAGAAGGUUGCUAACUACUAUGGAUCCCUGUUUCAAGCCUCAACGGUAUGCCUUGGAGCUGGUCCUGCUGGGGAUAUCUACAUGCCUUUCAAAGACCUGCUGCCUACAGUGAAUCCAAAUGAUAUAGUUUUUGAUGGCUGGGAUAUCUCAUCAAUGAAUCUUUGUGAUGCCAUGGAGAGAGCUCAGGUCCUGGACUGGCAACUUCAAGAGCAGCUGAGGCCUCACAUGAGAAAGUUCCAACCUCGACCUUCUGUUUACUUUCCAGAAUUCAUUGCUGCUAAUCAGGGAGCACGGGCAGAUAAUGUAAUUCACGGUUCCAAAAAGGAGCAGGUGGAGCAAAUUAGGAAAGACAUCAGGGACUUCAAGGCAAAGAGCGGUGUUAACAAAGUGAUUGUUCUAUGGACAGCAAAUACUGAGCGCUUCUGUGAUGUCUCUCGUGGAGUAAAUGAUACAGCAGGAAAUUUAAUGAAGACAAUUGAGUGUGGAGGAGAGGUAUCACCAUCAUCUAUGUUUGCUGUGGCCAGCAUUUUGGAGGGCUGUGCCUACAUCAAUGGUUCUCCACAGAACACCUUUGUGCCAGGAGUCAUUGAUCUUGCCAUCAAACACAAGGUGUUUAUUGGGGGUGAUGACUUCAAAUCUGGCCAGACUAAAAUCAAAUCUGUUCUGGUGGAUUUUCUGGUCAGUGCUGGACUAAAGACUGUCUCAAUUGUCAGUUAUAACCAUUUGGGCAACAAUGAUGGGAAGAAUCUUUCUGCCCCAGAGCAGUUCAGGUCAAAGGAGAUCUCAAAGAGCAACGUCGUAGAUGACAUGGUUCAAUCCAAUCCUAUUCUGUAUAAGCCAUCCGAAAAGCCAGACCAUUGUGUUGUGAUUAAAUAUGUCCCAUACGUUGGAGACAGUAAGCGUGCGAUGGACGAGUAUACAUCUGAGAUCAUGAUGGGUGGCACCAACACCAUUGUCCUCCAUAACACCUGUGAGGAUUCCCUGCUUGCCAGUCCUCUUAUUCUGGAUCUGGUAAUCCUAACUGAGCUCUGCCAAAGGAUAACAUUCCGAACUGAAUCAGACACCGAAUUCCAAACAUUCCACAGCGUUCUCUCAAUUCUCAGCUACCUCUGCAAGGCACCAGUGGUGCCAAAUGGAACACCAGUCGUUAAUUCUCUUUUCAGGCAAAGGACAUGCAUUGAAAAUAUUUUGAGGGCCUGUCUGGCUCUUCCUCCUCAGAACCACAUGCUCCUGGAACACAAGAUGCAAAGAAGUUUCAUGAGUACCCAGUUAAAUGACCAUUCAGCAGCUCAGCCUGUACCUCACAAAACCGCGAAGCUUAACAACAUCCUCAACAAGAACCAUGUCAUAAGUGGUUAUACAAACGGCUAUGUUAAUUAACUUUACAGAUAACAUUGAAACAUUGUCAGGUUAUUUCUGAUCUACUAAGCUUUUGGAUAAUGGAUCUGAACUAUUUUACAUCUGUAUUUAAUGUGCUCCUUUUAACUGAAAAAUGGAUAUUGUUACAUAUUACAACCAUCCAAGAUAUGGGGCUGUUUAUAAAUCUAGUUUAUUGAAGUGCAGGAUAUGGGAUAUAAACCUUUUAAUUUUGACUAUUGAUAACCGAUUUGUCACAAGUUAUUUUCUACUAAGAGCACAAUCUAAAGAGUUAACCAGAUGCUAGGAAUUCUAAAAUAAAA